Messenger RNA from Fusarium verticillioides 7600, 1756 nucleotides. RefSeq lists its product as hypothetical. The record is from RefSeq and is a predicted model, not a curated record. Gene Ontology annotation, biological process: regulation of DNA-templated transcription; DNA-templated transcription. Gene Ontology annotation, molecular function: DNA-binding transcription factor activity, RNA polymerase II-specific; DNA binding; zinc ion binding. Gene Ontology annotation, cellular component: nucleus. NCBI's taxonomy places the organism in Eukaryota, Fungi, Ascomycota, Sordariomycetes, Hypocreales, Nectriaceae. The transcript has 2 exons. Bases 1 to 1500 code for a protein of 499 amino acids.
AUGAAACUCCCUACAGCGUGCACCAGGUGCAGAAGGCGGCGCAAAAAGUGCUUCCGGACGAAGCCUGACGGCCCGUGUGAUGCCUGUGCCAAGAAGCAGAACCAUCAGUGCUCGCUCGUCCAGCCACGAGGUGAUGUUUCUCCUCAGCCACAGCGCGUCUCGGCAGUCGAGGACCUGAACCCGCAGGCUGCUCUCUCGCAGGACCUCAUUGAAGAACUUGUGGAGAAUUAUAUUUACUACAUACUUGACAGGCCUCAUACGCUCUUCCAUCUGCCUACCUUGCGGAAUGCAGUGAAGGAAGAUACGCUGGGAGAUGCUUUGCUGUCUGCGAUACUGGCGUUUGGGUGUCGGUUCCAUGAUAAGCCGGAGAUAGCAUCGCUUGGGCCUGCUUUCAUGGAAAAGUCUAAAUACUUGCUGAAGCUGGAUAUGGAGAAUAUCUGUCUUGAGAAUAUCCAGACAUGCGUGUUGCUCGCAAAUUUGUCAUCUUCGUCAAAGAACCCAGAGUCUGAGGCUCUGUUUGUCACUCUUGGCAUUCGUAUGGCUGAGAUUCUUGGCUUAGACCAGCCGGACCCGGAGGACUCGGAGGUUCUACGUGAAACAAAAUGCAGGGUAUGGUGGACACUAUUCAUGGCUGACCGUUGGAGCUCAGUUGGUCGCAACCUCCGCCGCGCGAUGCCGGACUUUAAUCAGGAGACUCCUCUACCAAUGGAUGAAGACUACUUCCAUCAUCUGGAUAUUGACCAAGGUACUGACAGUGUUGAGGCGUCGCCCCCGCGCCCCCGCACACUGGGUCUCUGGGCAUACAACAUCAUGCUCGCAAAACAGCUAGGGCCUAUUCGAGACCUGAAUAAGCAGUGGAAUCAGGAGGGUAUCUCGGAAGAUUACGUGAUGCAGCGCGUCGCAGAUCUAGCAAAAGGCCUACAGCUCUGGGAAGCUGGUCUCCCCGAGGAAAAGAAGGCAACAGAGGAGAACCUCCAGGCACACAGUGCCAAGAAGCUUGGGGGACCGUUCCUCGCCAUACAUACAGGCUACCACCAGCAUUUCGUGCUGCUGCUGUUCCGGUUUCUGGACCUGAAUCGGGCGCAGACACCCAAGACGAUCGAGUACGCCGAGCUGUGCAAGUAUCACGCAAGGUCGAUUAGUCAACUCGUCAAGCUGUCCCGCCAAGUUCCGAACUGCGCCAUGGUCUUUGGAGGAGUGGGAUACAUGACUGUUGCGUCUUCAGCGGUACUUCUGCACACGCUCAUUUUCGGGCAGCAGGAUGACACGGCUGAUAUACGGGCCAAGCUGGAGUCCAACUAUGAGACCAUCUAUGCGCUUCAGAAAUACUGGCCUUCGAUUCAAAACUCGGUAAAACGUCUCGAGCUGUUCCAAAAGACUUGUGUGAGGCCCGCGGCAAUGCAAACCUACAAGUUCGACAAGUGGAUGGUGAGGUUUUUGGUCGAACACCACUUGCCGCUGGAUGAGCCCGAAGGGGAUCUAUCGCCUGGUGCGGUAUAACAUCGCAUUUGGGUUGCAGAGUGAGUAUUUGCAUUGAUAACGGCGUACACAGUAUCGAGUUGUAGGAUUCCUUUGUAAUUAUAGUCGUCGCGUCGUUUCGUUCGGCCGGUAGUGCUGGGAGCUUGGGAGGAGAAUAGAACUCAGACGCGAGACGGCGGGACGUCUGACCAUGAUAUAAAGCGAUAAGGGGUCAUAUUUAUCUUUUCGGGCCGUAUCACAAAGUCCCACAGAUAGUAAACAACAGCAAACUACUGAA